Carassius carassius (crucian carp) is the source of this 2096-nucleotide messenger RNA. It is a transcript of the gene sgca, whose product is annotated as sarcoglycan, alpha. NCBI's taxonomy places the organism in Eukaryota, Metazoa, Chordata, Actinopteri, Cypriniformes, Cyprinidae. Gene Ontology annotation, cellular component: membrane; sarcoglycan complex. The transcript has 9 exons. The record is from RefSeq and is a predicted model, not a curated record. The coding region runs from base 29 to 1216 and encodes 395 amino acids. Gene Ontology annotation, molecular function: calcium ion binding.
AAAUAGCCCUGGCUGUAUUUAGGAUGGGAUGGGUUACUGCACUCUUGAACAAGUGCUUCUGUCAAUCAAGACUUUAAACAAGAUGGCACACAAAGGGAUCUGGGCUUUGGCAAUAACAGUCUUCACAGCAGGUUUCCUGUUGGUCCGGGCCGACAUUAUCACAGAAACUCCGGUGGGUCAGCUGUUCGUCUAUGAGCUACACCGAGAGGUUUUCCAGAGUGAAUUUGAGCCUUUUCAUAAGGUCUUCGGUCAAGUUUUUAAUGAUCCCAUGGUGUUUAAAUGCAACAAGGAGCGGUUUCCAGAUCUGCCCCGCUGGCUCCGCUUCACCCAGAGAGACGCCUACGACAACGGAUUCCUGUACGGGACGCCUCUGCCACGGGACCAGGGCAGGAACAUCAUAGAGAUUUUUGUGAUUAACAAGCGGAAUUAUGAAACGUUUAAAGAGAGGCUGGUGAUAAAUGUGGGUCCUGCAGUAAAGCAGAUGCCAUACCAGGCUGAGUUCUUCAUAGAGCGGAGAGAGAUUGAGAAAGUGCUGCCCGCUCUUGUUCAAGCGGAGAUCAAACUGGACAUUCAGAAACUGUGGAGAACCAGCCGCCUGGAGUUUGUCAACAUCAGCUCUGCUCUGGACAGGGGCGGCCGCGUGCCCCUGCCUCUUCCAGGACACUUCGAAGGCGUGUAUGUGAAGCUGGGUUCAGACCAGCCGUUUUCUCAAUGCAUGCUGAGACUUGAGACAGCGGAGCAUCAGAGAGAUUGUGCAUCUGGAGAGAAGAUCACCGGAGACUGCAGCCAAUGCGAAAUCCCCAUCAACUGCAUCACCUGGUGCAAAUCUACCCUGUUUGACCUGUCCAGGCCCGUUCCUCCGGCUCCGGUCCCCACCGUGGGCUCGGGCGUCCUGGCAUGGGGAGGAGAGUUCAAUCCUCCGGAGUCUCCUCCUGACAGAGAUUUCUGCCCCGACUACAUUGUCACCGUCAUCGUUCCCUUGGUUCUGGUUUUGAUCCUCUGUCUCAUCCUGUCCUACAUCAUGUGCUGCAGGAGAGAGGGAGUUCUGAAACGAAAUGCCAAGACUCCGGAUCUGCAGCUCUAUCAUCACCACACCAUCCAGGGUGAUGCCAACGAGUUGCGCAGGAUGGCCAGUGGAGACAGACGCACCGCAGAUCGUCCUCGGCAGUGCUUACAGCCGCUCCUCAUGGCAGAGCAGGCAAUGGCUGAGAGCUGAAGGACAUCAGAGCCGGCUGUAAUAGCCACUUUCUGUGGAAAUGAGUUUAAGGUUCACUAUUUGUUUCUUGCUUUGUGUUCCUUCAAGGAAUACAUCACUCAAAAAUGAACAUUCACCUAAUAAUCCACCCACAAAUGUUGCUCUAAAACCAUAUGCUGUUGUGUUUUUUUUCAUGAAACAUAGAAGGAGUAGUUGCUAAGCCCCAGAAACAUAUAAAACCCAUUGUACUAUAAAAACCAUAGCUCCAUUUGAGCUGUGCUGCUGUGCAGUGUAGAAUCAGUGAUUUGAAGUCUUUGUGUGAUUAAAGAAACACCUUGAAAAUAUACUCAUUUCCCAACUCACCUAGAGUUAAAUUUUACCGUUUUCAAAUCCAUUUAGUCAUCCUCCGGGUCUGGCGGUAGCACUUUUUGCAUAGCACAUCAUAGAUUAUUGAAUCUGAUUUGACCAUAAGCGUCUCGCCCCAAAAAUGACCAAAGACUUCCUAUAUCGUUCCCAUUUAAAACUUGACCCUUCUGUUGUUACAUCGUGUACUUAGACCGAAUGAAAAUGAAAAGUUGCAAUUUUCUAGACUGAUAUGGCUAGGAAAUAUACUCUCAUUCCUGUGUAAUAUUUAAGGAACUUUGUUGCCGUAUAUUUUCAGGUGCUGUGUAAUAUCACUGGCCUGAUGCACCUAUGGUACGGCAGCAAAGUUCCUAGAUUAUUACGCCAGAAUGAGAGUCAUUUUUGAGCGAGAUGCUAACGGUCUAAUCAGAUUCAAUGAUCUAUGCCAAGCUAAGCUAAAAGUGCUACCGCCAGACCCGGAGAUCAACUGAAUGGAUUCGAAAACGGUAAAACUCAACUGUUUAACUCUAGGGGAGUUGGAAAAUGAGCCUCUUGAGCC